CAUCCUCUGCCCAACUAGCUGUCAAGCAAUUGUUUGUAAGCCUUAGCUUCAUCAAAACUUGCAGUAAGUUUUAUCACCAAAAAGUUAACUCAGUAAAGCAUGCUUACUUACACGCUCAUUUUGUUGUUGAUUAUUAGAAGAGCUUAAGACAAAUUAUUUGCAAUUUCUUUCAUUCUAGAUGGAGAGAGGCUUUGUUCGUGUUAUAGCUUUAAUAACUAGACAAAUGGUAAUAAGUGGCCACAGGCAAUGGGUAGCUGUGAACAUCACAGCAAAAUCCUUGUGGUGAUGGAAACAGAGCAGGAAUGGGAAUUUAUCAAAAAUGCGAUUCAAGACCGGGUAGGCAGCAAAUAUGGUGAAUGGUUCAUAGGCUUGGAGCAAAAUUUCACAACAGAGAAAUGGACUUGGAUCAAUGGUAAACCUCUGAGUAUUGACAAAUGGCAGAGCUCAAAUCCUGAACCGAACGACCUUUAUGGGCUGAUUCAUAAAGAAUUUCCAGUUGGAUUCAAAGGAUCUUUUAGUACCAUAAAAGGUGUCAUACAAAGAGGUUGGAUUUGCGAGGAAGAAACAGACAAUUGUCGAGGAGACUGUUUCUCGCACGCUGUUCCGACAAGUAGCAGUCUGCCUGGAACAAAAGCUGCUUCUACACGAGGGAAGACGUCAAGUGAACAAGAUAUCACCAAUCCUCCUGGAACAAAAGCUGUUACUACGUGAGGGAAGAUGUCAACUGAACAAGAUAUCACCAAUCCUCCUGGAACAAAAGCUGUUACUACACCGCGAGGGAAUACGUCAACUGAACAAUAUAUCACUGAUGAAUCAGGUAAAUCUAAGCAUAUGUAAAAGAGCAUUUUUCAUAAAGCAGUAGAAGUUGUUUUGUUUCAAUUUGUUUUUGUUCGUUUAUUUUUUAUCAGAGCAAAAUACAUUUCUUUGAUUUAUAGUGGUUUUCUCUGGUCAUUUUUUUAUGUUUAAUGUUCAUUUUUAAGCUUGAAGGCUGGACAGGUGGUAAAGAAUUCAGUGUUAACAACCUUUCAAAGCUAACAAAAAUUUUAAAGUAUUGAUGCAUUAAAUCCAGGGUCUUCAACAAAUGUCUUCACCCCUACCCCGCCAAAAUCAACAGACGAAGUCCUCAUGGAUGACAAAAGCAGUCCUUCUCCUACAGUAACGAUAGCAGCCGCCUCUUUAGGCGUAGUGCUCUUCAAAGUGUUGAUCAUUUUUGUUGUAGUCAUAUUGCUAUGGCGAAAGAAACA
Molecule: messenger RNA, 1244 nt
Organism: Stylophora pistillata
Lineage: Eukaryota; Metazoa; Cnidaria; Anthozoa; Scleractinia; Pocilloporidae
Product: killer cell lectin-like receptor subfamily B member 1B
Source: RefSeq, a predicted model, not a curated record